Cavia porcellus (domestic guinea pig) is the source of this 1578-nucleotide messenger RNA. It is a transcript of the gene Eif3e, whose product is annotated as eukaryotic translation initiation factor 3 subunit E. Gene Ontology annotation, cellular component: cytoplasm; nucleus; eukaryotic translation initiation factor 3 complex. Bases 106 to 1443 code for a protein of 445 amino acids. Gene Ontology annotation, molecular function: translation initiation factor activity. NCBI's taxonomy places the organism in Eukaryota, Metazoa, Chordata, Mammalia, Rodentia, Caviidae. Gene Ontology annotation, biological process: translational initiation. The transcript has 13 exons. The record is from RefSeq and is a predicted model, not a curated record.
CAACCGGACCAGGGCUAUCUGUGCACAUGCGCAGUAGUUCUGCUGCCGGGCUGUCGCGCUACUAAUAAAGUUUUAGCGAACACAGACUCCUUCUUCUCUGGCAAGAUGGCGGAGUACGACCUGACCACGCGCAUCGCGCACUUUCUGGACCGGCACCUCGUCUUCCCCCUCCUGGAGUUUCUCUCUGUGAAGGAGAUAUAUAAUGAAAAAGAACUGUUACAAGGGAAAUUGGACCUUCUUAGUGAUACCAACAUGGUUGACUUUGCCAUGGAUGUGUACAAAAACCUUUAUUCUGACGACAUUCCUCAUGCUUUGAGAGAAAAAAGAACCACAGUUGUUGCACAACUGAAACAACUUCAGGCAGAAACAGAACCAAUUGUGAAAAUGUUUGAAGAUCCAGAAACUACGAGGCAAAUGCAGUCAACCAGGGAUGGUCGGAUGCUAUUUGACUACCUGGCAGAUAAGCAUGGGUUUAGGCAGGAAUAUUUGGAUACACUCUACAGGUAUGCAAAAUUCCAAUAUGAAUGUGGAAAUUACUCAGGAGCAGCAGAAUACCUUUACUUUUUUAGAGUGUUGGUUCCAGCAACUGAUAGAAAUGCUUUGAGUUCCCUCUGGGGAAAACUGGCCUCUGAAAUCUUAAUGCAGAAUUGGGAUGCGGCCAUGGAAGACCUUACCCGCUUAAAAGAGACCAUAGAUAACAAUUCUGUGAGUUCUCCACUCCAGUCCCUUCAGCAACGAACGUGGCUCAUCCACUGGUCUCUGUUUGUUUUCUUCAAUCACCCCAAAGGCCGAGAUAAUAUUAUUGAUCUCUUCCUUUAUCAGCCACAGUACCUUAAUGCAAUUCAGACCAUGUGUCCACAUAUUCUCCGCUACCUGACCACUGCAGUUAUAACCAAUAAAGAUGUUCGAAAGCGCCGGCAGGUGCUAAAAGAUCUAGUAAAAGUCAUUCAACAGGAGUCUUACACAUAUAAAGACCCAAUUACAGAAUUUGUUGAAUGCUUGUAUGUUAACUUUGACUUUGAUGGGGCUCAGAAGAAGCUAAGGGAAUGUGAAUCAGUGCUUGUGAAUGAUUUCUUCUUGGUGGCUUGCCUGGAGGAUUUCAUUGAAAAUGCUCGUCUCUUCAUAUUCGAGACUUUUUGUCGCAUCCACCAGUGUAUCAGCAUUAAUAUGCUGGCAGAUAAAUUGAACAUGACUCCAGAAGAGGCAGAAAGGUGGAUCGUGAAUUUAAUUAGAAACGCCAGACUGGAUGCCAAGAUUGAUUCUAAAUUAGGUCACGUGGUCAUGGGUAACAAUGCAGUCUCACCUUAUCAGCAAGUGAUUGAAAAGACUAAAAGCCUCUCUUUCAGAAGCCAGAUGUUGGCCAUGAAUAUUGAAAAGAAGCUUAAUCAGAAUAGUAGGUCAGAGGCUCCUAACUGGGCAACCCAGGAUUCUGGCUUCUACUGAGGAACUGUAAAGAAAACAUGGAAAAAAUACAAAAUAAUAAAAUCAUUAUGUAAAGAGUAAUACACAUUUUAGAAGUAAUUACUGUUAAGGCUAAAUUUUGGAGAAUUUGAAUAAAAUUGGCUGUGGUUCAUUUUA